Molecule: messenger RNA, 1046 nt
Organism: Arachis ipaensis
Lineage: Eukaryota; Viridiplantae; Streptophyta; Magnoliopsida; Fabales; Fabaceae
Source: RefSeq, a predicted model, not a curated record
AUCCUUGGUCUCAUUUAACUUCAGUAAUUAUUUACAGAUUUAUCUUCUUCCUCUGAAAGCGACCAAAAUAACCUCCAAAAAUUCAUGAAAAACCACUUUUGUGUACAAAUCACCAUGGGUUUCACGAUGCUCCUCUCACUUCCAUGAAAGAAAAAUACACAUCACCUCUUCUCUCCUUUCGCUCACGAAUUCUUGCAAGUUUAAGGUACUUUGAUCAAGUUCCAAGCCAUUGGUACUGAAGAUGGGCUCGAUGAUCACAAUCACUGAGUUUCCCGAUGGCAUGUGGCACUACGAUCCUGUAUCCGGAUCUUUCAUGAUGGGUCCUUUUGUAACCCAUUCUUAUUUCUUUAAUCAUCCAUUUGCCAUACCUCUUAUGAGCCCCCUGUUCAAUCCAUUGAACCCUUUUGGUGAUGGCAUCGGAUUCCCAGUGCCGAUAGUAGUUCCGAUGGGACCGCCUCCUCCUGGGUUUGGACCACAGCCCCCUCCUGGAUUUGGAGGUCCUGCCCCUGAAGUUGGGCAGCAGCCACCUGCUUCUGUGCCUGAGCAGCCUCCACCUGCUGAUGAUGACCAAAUUGCGCCCGACGCCGAUGGGCAUAUCUCUAGUCCGGAGAGUGGUUUAUCUAAUAUUACUGGUUCAAGUGCUGAUGACUAUGGGCAGGUCCCCAGUCCACUUCACUAAAGACUGGUUGAUGCAAACUUUUUGGUUACUGAUGCAGGAUAGGAUAGUGGCGCUGUUUUCCCUCUGCCUUCACUUUCCAUGGGCUUAGGUCUUAUCUUUUGAAUAGCCCAUCUUGGAGGGAAUAGGACGUUAUUCUACUUCAUAUAGCCGAAGUCCGAAGUCCUGCAUAGGGUCUGCUGCUGCGUUGGUCGGACGGCGAAAUCUAACUGAUAUUUUGGGUAAUUCUACAUAUAAUGCUAUACUAAUGAAUUUGUGGUACUCUAUAUAGCUAUGGUGUGUAUGCUUCCUUAUAAUGGCGCUGAGACAACAUUGUGAUUUGUAGUGCAGAUGAUGUUGUUGAAACUUAUAUGACAUCUCAGUUAUAUUA